This is a messenger RNA of Spinacia oleracea (spinach), 1839 nucleotides long. Its product is annotated as cation/H(+) antiporter 14-like. Gene Ontology annotation, cellular component: membrane; endomembrane system. The transcript has 2 exons. Gene Ontology annotation, biological process: regulation of pH; proton transmembrane transport. Bases 1 to 1839 code for a protein of 612 amino acids. The record is from RefSeq and is a predicted model, not a curated record. NCBI's taxonomy places the organism in Eukaryota, Viridiplantae, Streptophyta, Magnoliopsida, Caryophyllales, Amaranthaceae. Gene Ontology annotation, molecular function: antiporter activity.
AUGAAGAUCCUUAAGUUAAAUUUACACGACGAAGGAUUAGAGAUGAUGAUUAUACUUAUUGCUAAAACCUUCUUCAUGGUUACAUGUAACCACGUUAAUGAAGUUGGUGUAAGCAACUCCGAGCUUGGUCGUUUGGCUUGUACAGUAUCUUUGGUCCUUGAUAUUGUUGCAUUUUUAUUCAAUUUUGCGUGGGAAAAUAUUACAAAGCCUGUAAUCGCCGGCGACUAUUGGCACCCACUCAUGACAAUUGGUACCUACAUUUUGAUGUUUACAGUUUGCAGGCCAUUGGUGAUUUACAUUAUUAGUUAUACACCAGAAGGCGGUCAUGUAAAAGAAACUCAUUUCUUGGCUAUACUCUUAACUGUUCUUUCAAUACACUUCUUUAGCUUACAAGUGCAUCAAUUUCUAGCUGUUUUCUUGUUCGGAAUCUCUCUUCCUGAAGAACCAUUGUCCUCGAUUUUGCACGAGAAAUUGGAUGCGAUUACUUCAUCUCUUUUGUUUCCUCUGUUUUCUGCUGUGUAUGGAAUAAGAGCAGAUUUCAACUCUCUCAACCCAAACUCCUUUAAAAUAGAGCUUAUUUUGAUAAUGGGUGCAUUUGGAAAAUUCUUCGGAACUCUUGUUUCUUCCAUGGUUUUUGGUGUUCAUCUUAGGACUGCUCUUGCUCUUUCAAUCAUCAUGGCUUCAAGAGGUUUUAUUAGUUUGAUUACCAUUGGUCAAUAUCGACUACAAGGGGUAAUGUCAAGAGAACAGUCAACAAUAAUGCAAAUGCACAUUCUUUUUUUCACCGGAGCGUUGUUACCCCUUGUGAGACACAUAUAUAAACCAUCAACACGAUAUUCAACAGUUAUAAGACAGGGUGUGAUUACUUCAUCGGAAACAGGCACUUUACAAGUAUUAUCAUGUAUUUUUAAGGAAGAAAAUCUACCCGGAAUUCUACGCCUUCUACAAGCUUUCCACCCUAGUACUGAAAAAAACCCUAUACCCGUGAUCGCCCUUCAACUCAUUCCACUCAAUGCCGCUGGUGUAUCGGUCCCAAUCCUCGCCCCACUCCACGAGAUCCAAUCCUCGCCUGCUUACCGGUCUAACCUCUCUCGAUGCAACCGCACAGUAAACGCCUUAGUAAGCGUUGUGCGCAAGACUAAUGGCGCCAUUCACCCACAACAUUACAUUUCAGUAUCUCCAUACACGGCUAUGCACAACGACAUAUGUAAUGUAUCACAUGACAAUCACGUGAAUCUCCUCGUUCUACCUUUCCACGCACAAUGGACUGAUUAUAAUAGCUCCAAAGGGUUCCAGGAUCCGUCCCAACCUAUUAGAGACGUUAAUAAGAUGGUGUUAGAUAUGGCACCUUGUUCCGUAGGCAUACUAGUUGAUCGAGGAGAUCAGAAUUUGGCGAACCUUAAUGAUGGGUAUCGUGUUGUUAUUUUCUUCAUAGGCGGGGUUGAUGAUCAAGAGGCUUUAGCGUUUACCACUAUAUUUGCAAACAAUCCAAGAAUUAGGCUCUCCGUUGUUAGGUUGAAAUCGAUUACAAAGACUCAAAGUAAUAAUGGCGAUUGUGAGGACAAUGUCGCCAUUAAUAGUUUCAAACUCCGGUGUGUAGAUAAUGAGAGAGUAUCAUUUGAAGAGGUGAUAGUUAACGACGGUGGAGAAACAACAAAUGUUCUUGUAAAGAUGAAAGAUGAGAUUGAUUUAGCGGUAGUUGGUAGAUAUCAUGAUCCGGGGUGUAAUCAAUUGCUCGGACUUUCAGAUCGGUGGUGUGAUUAUCCGGAGUUAGGGACUUUGGGUGACAUGUUAGUGUCGUCGGAGUUUGGGUUUUCCAUUUUAGUGGUACAAGAGUGA